Messenger RNA from Cordyceps militaris CM01, 1119 nucleotides. Its product is annotated as ankyrin repeat-containing domain. The coding region runs from base 1 to 1119 and encodes 372 amino acids. Gene Ontology annotation, molecular function: protein binding. NCBI's taxonomy places the organism in Eukaryota, Fungi, Ascomycota, Sordariomycetes, Hypocreales, Cordycipitaceae. The record is from RefSeq and is a predicted model, not a curated record. The transcript has a single exon.
AUGUCAUUUUCCUCGAACAAAGACAACAAUAAGAUGGAACUGCUUCAAUUUCCAAAGGAGAUUAUUCUCUUAAUUGCCGACUUUUGUGAAUUGCGCGAGCUCAACCGGCUUGCACAAUCAUGCCAAAGCUUACAAUGGCUUAAUAACGAGCUCUAUAGGCGCGACGCUCGCCAAGGUGCUUUUGCACUAUUUUGGGCGUCUAGCAAGAGCUCACGAGAAGGACCGACAAUAUACGAUUCUACGGCUAGGCAUGUAAUUAAUGCAGCCAUCGAUAUCCACGCGACGGGUAUUUCUUCAAUUGCUGCUAUAGCUACCCUUGUCAACAUGAGAGGGUACUAUCCAGUUACUGUUCAUUAUCCCCGUGUAGCACCACAAUCACGGCGGAAGCGGUGUUAUGGGAGUUUUAUCGCGACUACCACGCCUCCAAGACGAUCCAUCACGCCUCUAGGACUCUCGGCGUUGACAGAUGAUACGCGGAUGGCUCAACUCCUCGUUAAGUACGGAGCCGACGUCAACCUGCCCUGUAACGACCAGAAUGGGGGGGACACGCCGAUCGAGCUUGCAAUCUGGUCACUCUCCCAUAAUAUGGUCAACUACUUGGUCGAUAAAGGCGUGAAUAUCCAAGUAACGACCGAUACUGGACGCGGUGCGAUCGGCAUGAUCGGACUGGCUGUCGAGCGGGGGAAUAUGGAAAUCCUUAAGUCGCUACUUACCGCGACAAACGAUCCGGACGAAAAGGGUUUCGCCAGUCGCUCUGCCCUCUAUAUUGCGGUGUUGGACGGCUGUGAAGAAUCCGUGAAGCUGAUCUUGACGCACCCAGGCGUGGAUCCGAACUAUAUUGGCCCGGGGCAACAUGGAAAUGCCGCGCUGCACGCAGCUUGUGAAUUCCGUUGGCCACGGUGUGUUGAGCACUUGUGCAAAGACAACAGAGUAGAUUGCAAUGCGCUCAACGAACGGCAGAAAUCAGCCGUUGACCUAGCGAUGGAAGUUCGGGACUGGGAGAUUGUAUCACAUCUUGUUAAUUAUGGGCAUCUUCACAGACAUCCAGAGGCAGACCGAAUCGAGGCGAUUUUGCGGUCUCGUCAGUCGCCGGCAAGUUAUAGAAACUACUCGAAUUAG